AUGGACUCAGUCCUCGUUCUACAAUCAUGGACUCGGUCCUCGUUCUGCAAUCAUGAACUCAGUCCUCGUUCUACAAUCAAGGACUCAUUCCUCGUUCUACAAUCAAGGACUCAUUCCUCGUUCUACAAUCAAGGACUCAUUCCUCGUUCUACAAUCAAGGACUCAGUCCUCGUUCUACAAUCAAGGACUCAUUCCUCGUUCUACAAUCAAGGACUCAGUCCUCGUUCUACAAUCAUGGACUCGGUCCUCGUUCUACAAUCAUGGACUCAGUCCUCGUUCUACAAUCAUGGACUCGUUCUGCAAUCAAGGACUUGGUCCUCUUUCUACAAUCAUGAACUCAGUCCUCGUUCUACAAUCAUGGACUCGUUCUGCAAUCAUGGACUCAGUCCUCGUUCUACAAUCAUGGACUCGGUCCUCGUUCCACAAUCAUGAACUCAGUCCUCGUUCUACAAUCAUGGACUCAGUCCUCGUUCUACAAUCAUGGACUCGUUCUGCAAUCAUGGACUCGGUCCUCGUUCUACAAUCAUGAACUCAGUCCUCGUUCUACAAUCAUGGACUCAGUCCUCGUUCUACAAUCAUGGACUCGUCCUGCAAUCAUGGACUCGGUCCUCGUUCUACAAUCAUGGACUCAGUCCUCGUUCUGCAAUCAUGAACUCAGUCCUCGUUCUGCAAUCAUGAACCCAGUCCUCGUUCUACAAUCAUGAACUCAGUCCUCGUUCUGCAAUCAUGAACCCAGUCCUCGUUCUACAAUCAUGAACUCAGUCCUCGUUCUGCAAUCAUGAACUCAGUCCUCGUUCUGCAAUCAUGAACUCAGUCCUCGUUCUGCAAUCAUGAACUCAGUCCUCGUUCUGCAAUCAUGAACCCAGUCCUCGUUCUACAAUCAUGGACUCAUUCCUCGUUCUACAAUCAUGGACUCGGUCCUCGUUCUGCAAUCAUGAACUCAGUCCUCGUUCUACAAUCAAGGACUCAUUGCUCGUUCUACAAUCAAGGACUCAGUCCUUGUUCUGCAACCAUGAACUCAGUCCUCGUUCUGCAAUCAUGAACUCAGUCCUCGUUCUACAAUCAAGGACUCAUUCCUCGUUCUACAAUCAAGGACUCAGUCCUUGUUCUGCAACCAUGAACUCAGUCCUCGUUCUACAAUCAAGGACUCAGGUUACAACAUUGUACGACGCGAAAGAUAUCAAGGCGAACACGAUGGUGUCUGUGUCUACGUUAAAAAUGCUAUAAAGUACGAUAUUUUAUCAGAGCUUGUGAGCAACGAUUUCGAAGCCAUUUGGCUAAAGCUAAAACCUCUACGUCUCCCAAGAGGUAUAUCAUGUAUUAUACUAUGCAAUCUUUACCACCCCUCUAGAGGAAACGAUCAGGAUUUAAUUAACUACUUGUACGAGGUUUUAACAACAAUUGAGGCACGAUUCACCAAUUGUGGCAUAAUAAUCCUUGGAGACUUCAAUAAACUAAACCUUUCCAGACUGAAAAAUAGUUUCAAACUAUGCCAGAUCGUCAAGUUUCCAACUCGUGUCUCUAGUUCCCUUGACCUGGUACUUACCAACAUGAAACAGUUUUAUGAUGAACCAACUAAACGUCCACCUUUUGGCCUCUCCGACCAUUUAUCAGUCGAAAUACAACCUUUGAAGAGACCAACUAAUCGAAAGGCGAAAUUUUAUACGAUCUCCCGGGACUUGAGACCCACGAAACGGCUGAUAAUGCGGAAAUACUUAGAAGAAGUGGAUAUUAAGGGCCUAAUCGAAACGCAAAACUCAUGUAAUGCAAAGGUAGAAAUGCUCGAAUCAAUAAUUAACUAUGGACAAGAUACAUUACUACCCUUAAAAUCCAAAUUGAAUGUCUCCAAUGACCCCCCUUGGAUCUCUCAACCAUUAAAAAAAUUGAUCCAACACCGACAAGCCGCUCUAGCUCGUGGUGAUGAGACACUGUUUAAAUCCUUAAGAAACCAAGUCAAUCGAGAACGCAAGUCGUGCCGAGGAAAAUUUUAUUCAUCGAUGGUUGAAUAUUUAAAAACCUGUUCACGGGCGGAGUGGUGGAAAGAAGCAAAAAAACUGAGCGGUAUCUCGUCACAGGUUCGAGUAGACCCAAUCUCUCUCUUACGGAACUUGGAUUGUGGAUCCGAAAACAAUCCAACUGAAUUGGAAGACCUGACCAAUAUGAUCAACAAAACAUUUUUAGAACCUACAAAAGAUUUUGAUGCUCUACUUCCGGAAACUGGUGAUGAUAUACCAAUAGAAAAUAUACGAUCGUACCACGUAUCUGAAAUGUCUGUCAGCAAGAAGCUAGCCAAUCUAAUUAAAACUAAAGCAACAGGACCUGACGGUAUCCCGGCCUGGUUGCUGAAGGGUUGCUCCGUAGAGUUGAUCUGAAUCAAUAUGGUGCGAUCCCAAGAUCAAGCCCCGUGUUCGCCCUCCUGAGUAUGAUUCAUAAGUGGAACGCAGCCACAGAUGGAACGGGGGCAACAGUUACACUAUUCGACUUCAAAAAGGCGUUUGACUUCAUCGACCACCACUUGCUACUUUCCAAAAUAAAGACGUAUGAUUUACCUCAAUGGGUGUUUAAAUGGAUCAGAGAGUUUCUCACAGGAAGAAAACCACGGGUCAAACUAAAUCAAAAUUCUUAUUCAGAUUGGGCCGACAUUUCAGCUGGUGUUCCACAAGGCACUAAGUUGGGGCCGUGGCUGUUUAUCAUAAUGAUAAAUGACUUAAAGAUUAACGAUAGUAAUAUAUGGAAAUUUGUGGACGAUACAACUUUAGACGAAAUUGUUGGGAAAAACGAAGAAAGUAAAGUUCAAACCCUUAUAGAUGACCUAACAAGACAAAUCUCUGAGAGCCAAUUCAAACUUAACGAAACUAAAUACAAGGAGUUACGAAUCGGAUUCUGCAAACCAAGAGCAAUGUUUGACCCUAUUAUAGUAAAUGGAGAAAUGUUGGAAGUGGUCGACAGUGCUAAAAUCCUUGGUCUGACGGUUUCUAACAAUUUGAAAUGGAACAAUCACAUUGACCAAAUUAUAUCAAAGGCGCGAAAGCGUCUCUAUUUCCUCUCCCAACUUAAGAGAGCAAGAGUUGGCACGAAAGAACUUGUCCUAUUCUUUACAACGUGCAUAAGACCAAUCCUAGAAUACGCAAGUCCUGUAUUCCAUAAUGGUUUGACAAAUUACCUCAGUCAGGAUUUGGAGCGGAUCCAAAAGAGAGCAUUGCGAAUUAUCUUACCUUGGGUCUCAUAUGAAGACGCUUUACAAUCAACUGGCCUCCAACGACUCAGCCAUCGAAGAGACGGUCUUUCAGACAAACUAUUUGAAGAAAUAGUGACUGAUGAUAGCCAUAAGCUUUAUAAUCUUCUUCCACCACCUAAUGAAACUGUUCAUAUGACUCUUAGAUCCAGUCAUAGUUUUAACGUUGCAUUUCAGGCUAACCGUUUUAAAAAUAGCUUUAUUAUAUAUAAUGCAUUAAAUUAUUUAUCAUAACAUUAUUAGAACAUUCUUAGAUCCUUUUAGAGACAUUUAAUUGUAUAGUAUUUUAAUAUUUUCUUAACUUGUAAUUCAGCCUAUUGGCUGCAAUGUUUAUAAUUAUGUAAUAAACCAUCUAUCUAGAUGUGACUGCAUAAUUUUUGCAUGUAUAUUUUUAAUAAGUAAUAGUAUGGUUUCUCGUGCAAUUUGCAAAAACAUCCACUCGUGAGGUUUUUUUAUCGUCUUUGAAAAGCGCACUGGUGCAUGUUUUCCCCAAAUUGCACUCGAAACCAUACUAUUACCUCUACAAACAACAAUUAAUUUUCGAAAUAUAUACGGCAGGUAUGUUAUUUUGUAUUUGUGAGCUUUUAUUUAAAUAUUCAAUUUAUGCAACGCAAUAAAGUGCGGUUUAUGAAGUGAUAUGUCCUGGAAGACUCUGUUUGUCUUAAGGAAAUGCCAAUCUGCCAUCAAAACUACUGUGCUUUGAUAAAACAAGGCAUUAUUUUCUGAUCAUGCUGCCAAAAAGAGAUUGAACCCUGGCAACAGCACGUGAACAACUGAUGCACUUGGGUUUAACCAAUCAACUCUAUAAAUAUGUCCGUCGCAACAAUACAAUGGCCCCAUUCUUAUUGAAGGGCAUUUAAUUACAGGCUAUACGCUUCACAAUAUUUUAGCCAGAGCGUAUUAAGCUACCAAAACCUGGUAUAGGAGAAAAACCACCCACCACCCCAGAGGCGAACUUGCCUGCUUAUACCAUAUAUAGAUCUAUAUAUAUAUAGAUAUAGUAAAAACACGGCCAAUUUUUCCGUACAAAAUUGAUGUUCAGUAAACUUAAUUCAUGCCGAUGCCAAAUUUUCAAUGAAUAGGAAUCGAGGAGCUUGAAACGAGCUUUAGAAUAUAAACUGGGUCGUUUUCUCGCGAUAUUUAUCCAUUCACAAAUUAAAUAAUGAAAACAACAUCCAUAACAGUUAUACAAACACGCUUCUCGACCAAUCAACUAUGAAAUGUUAUCGUAUUCCUUUCUUUUGCAGACAACAUUCUAUCACCAACCUCUACCUUAUUGCAACAUAUCCAAAAUAUGGCAAGGUUAGCGAAUGAAGAAUAAUAGAUACGAAGGGUUUAUACGGCUAUCCACUAUGCUGGAUGUUAAUUUGCAAAAAUACCUGAGAUGCUGUGAAACUACGAAUAAAGAACUUGCCGCGAUGUCGAUUCUGCGACGAACAUUGCAGGCGGCUUAAGAUAUAUGAAAACCGUCUGCCGUAAUUUUGGCCACCACUGAGAAAUCAACAGCAUUUGUUUUCUUGUGACAGUCGACGGUAAUCGCAGACACUCGCGAUAAUGAAACACAUGAAAGUUCGCUAGCUGUCGGCGACGCAAAAUAUUUUCCGUAGACAGUCGGACACCUCAUUGAUUGUCGGACACAUUGAACCGCGUCCAGUCCUGCGCGCGUUACUGCGACGCAGCCGCCAAAUUCUGAUAUGUGGCCAAGCUAAGGAGUGGAAUUUUUAUUUUCUUCUAUACUGUUGUUUUUCAUUCAUUUUGGUUGGAGGAACUUCAAUGGAUGAUUCCAGCUAUCAACUAAUUUUUUAUCUAGACAAGAAAGACGAAAUCUAUCAUUAUAGCUCAAAAGAGCAUCUUACAAUUAGUAAAAUUGCAAAGUUUGGUUGCGAAAUGUUGUAAAAUACGAAAAUGCUCUGUGAAAUCAGUGUUACCCAGCAUCGUACAACCGCGGCCCCAGUUCUUCUUAAUUUAAAACAUUAAUCUAUAGACACAAUUUUUUCUCGGUAUAUUUCCAGAUUUGAAACAAUCAAGUGAGGCUGAGAAACGUAGAACGGCUAUUCAGGUAUUCAACAAGGUAUGUGUCUGGUUUAACGAAUUAAUUCCCUAUUUUUGGAGCAUGGACUGGUUGUAGCUAUAUAAAACUAUUUUAGUACUUUUUAGCCACUAUUUUGUAGUUAAAUAGUGGUGAACUAAAAAAUACCCGAUUUGGAUUGGUUACUUUUCGCACUUUUAAUUAACUGUAGUGACAUUAACUACCUUUUUUAUACAACCAGCCCCUGGUCCUUAUAUAAACGGCAAGUUCCGUAGGAAAAACAUUUUCCGGAGCACUCCUCUUAUUUUGUUUUGCUCUUUCAUUUUUCCCUCUCCUUAGGAAAAUCGUUGGCGCAAGCGAGGAAUGAGUAUUGUACCGUUGCGGUGGGGUGUGAUGUAUGUACCGGGCUUGCGAUUCACGGCUUAUGUAGCAAUAUUUCGUAAAGAUGGUACAGUGUGUAUAACACAUGGAGGAAUAGAGAUAGGACAAGGGAUAGACACAAAGGUAUUUAUAAUAAUAACCUACGCUUUACUGAUGAUGAUGUAUGAUGAUGACGAGGACGACGACGAGAUUUCUUGUUUGCAAAUACUUGCCAUCUUCUUACGCCAUUAUGCACACACGCCAUUAUUCUCGUAGUGGAUGCUCGUUUCACUACAACAUCUUUCAAAAAUCCCGUUGUCAUUUUAUCAGGCGUCAGUAUAUGCUGCCGUUAGAAGAUCCGGUAAGAAUAUGCUGUUUCCAAAUAACGAAAAUCGCAGUCGUACUCGUACCUUAAUCUAAAACUCCCUAAUAUGCCUUUGAUACUAUAGCUAAAGUUGUGAUUCUAAGCAGAAUUUCAACUAUUAUUUCUCUUUUUAAACGCUACCAGGCAGUUCAAAUCCGUGCCAUGGAUAAACAAAUAUUAUUCAGAUUUUGUCUUGUUUUAUUGUAGGUUUGUCAAGUUGCAGCCCACAUUCUUGGCUACGGUUUAACUGUUGAUCAGAUCUCAAUUCGAGCAGCAACAAGUUUUCUCAAUCCAAACGGUAUGUCUCUAAAUCUCUCUUUCUCUAUAGUGUGUUUUCACGCGAACCGCUGUGACGUCACUAGAAUUUAGCGUCCGCCAUGUUGGUGGAGUAAAACGCGUCACGUGCGAAGAAUUUACUAGUGCUAACUUAUAGCUGUGCCAAAUCUGUUCGAAACAUUCUUCAAUAUGCCUGCUUUUUGUGUAGUUUUAAACUGUUCAAAUGACAAAUCUAAACAUAAAGAUCUUUCUUUCUGCCGGGUGCCGAAAGUUAUUAAAAAUCAAGGGGAGCAAUUGGAUAUUUUGUGAACCGAACGCAGUCGAAGAUGGCUGUCGGCCAUAUUAAAUUAGAGUCGCCGACCGAAGGAAACGCAUCCAUGAGAAUACAGAAGAAAUGUUCAAAGAGAAGUUACAGAGAGUAAACGAACCUGGCGUGGUUGUUAAAUGUUUAUUUGAUCCUAUGACUAUGGAGAUAUCGAAGACAUCGCAAAAAAUUUGCCAGAAAACUUGAGAAACUCCGGCCAUAACACAAACAGACGUUUCAACCACAACAGUUGGCAUUAUGCACCAGUCAAUGUAACCCCCCAACCCCGAGGCUAUGCGGGGAUUAGCGGGGCAUUUGCAGUUUAUUAAUAUCCCUAUGAGCGGGGCAUUUGCUUCGUUUAGAUCUUCCUUUAGAACUGACCGAGGCUUUUGGCGGGGAUUUGACCAUGGAUUUGAGGUAUAUACUUCAUCACGGUACUUCAUCUAGCCCUCAUUAUACUGGCUUCGGCUCGGUGCUUUGACCACGCGCUUUGUCUUCACGUUUGUGUGUGAUAGUUUCGAUAUUUUUUGUAUUUUGAUCUUUCUUCACUCAUGCAUACCUUGCAUUAAAGUUGUUUUUAUUGUUAUAUAUUGUAAUAUUUAAUAUAAAAUUUGUAUUAAAACAAAUAAAGACAGUGAUAGGGCCACACAUGGAAAUUUGAAUAACAAUGCACGCAUUAAGUGUUGAAGCAUGAUCGAAUUAGGCAGUUUAAAUAUAAUUAUUUCGAUAUUCAUGAUUUAUCUAUGGCAAUAGGCAAGAAAAACACGAAAGCAAUUCAUAUAAACUUUAAGAUAUAACCAUAUUUAAUAUAAAUAUAAAGCACUUUUACUAAAUUGUCUUUUUGGUAUUGCAGUAUUGCAUUUUUUUUUAAUCGAAUUAGGUUUAAAAGGUUUUGAAAGCCCCACGUACAGGCCGGGGCAUUUGUCCAUUUCAACUGUAUGCGCAUGGCGGGGCAUUCGCUCUGAUUAGAAACGAAAAUAUCUAAUCCCCGCCUAAUGCCCGGGGUUGGGGGGGGGGGUUACAUUGACUGGUGCAUUAAGACAAGCGAGUGUCAUAAUUCUAUGCUUCAAUCUGAGUUUUAAUUUCUGGGUAAACCAUGUUCUGCUGACUUUUAUUGAUAGACAAACUAAUCUCCUUGCAAGGGCACAGAUGUUUUCAAGUUACAAGCAUCAUUACACUGUUAAAGUGUUAAUUGGAAUUACACCACAAGGUACAAUUUGCUUUGUCAGUGAAGCUUGGGGAGGGAGGACUUCAGAUAAGUUUCUGACUGAGAACUGUGGCUUUCUGGACAACCUUAUACCAGGUGAUUUGGUUCUGGCGGAUAGGGGUUUCACUGUCCAUUAAAGUGUUCAGUUUGCCAAGCCAAAUUGAACAUUCCGGCAUUCACAAAAGGAAAAGAGCAGCUUGAUUCUGCUGAUGUGGAACAGACAAGAAAGAUUGCUACAUGUCGAAAGAAUUAUUGGUUUACUGAGACAGAAAUAUACCAUUCCUCAACAAACUUUACCAACUGAUUACCUUAUUUGCAGAAAAGGAGAAUCUGUUCCUCUCAUUGACAGAAUGAUUCGAGUUUGCUCUGCACUAGUAAAUCUUUGCCCUCAUACUAUACCUUUUGAUUGAAGUAAAGUACGUAUUUUACAACAUAAUGUUUUCACCAAGAAACAGAAACACAUUCUUUCAACAUUUGAAAAUUUGGUGGUCAAGUCUGAGAACCUCUGUAUGGUGACCACUGGGCAACAGCAUGUUGUGUAUAUCAGGGGUAGAUUAGUAAGCUACUUUAAUUGUACUUUGUCAAAAAUUGACCCGUACUACGUCAAAAAGUGACCCUUACUGUACCCCUGUUUGUUUCACAACAUGCUGGCUAAUCUCAGCAAUAAUAUUUCAUGCAAUUCUCAUGGGGGCUUGUGAUAUGGGGAAUAAAUACAUUACUAUUUCAACUAGGCCAGUUUGAAUACCAUGAGCAUUGAAACAAUGUAAAAACCAUGUCUGUUCUGACUGUAUUAUUGGUUGGGGUUAAGUAAUUGAUUGGGCCACCCAAAGACUUAGGUUAUCGUUACUCAAAUUUGACACCACGCCUUUAAAUGGUGGCAAAUCAAAGUAUGGACUUUUGCCUAACCCCCCCCCUCCCCAAUUAAGCCAUAUUUUGUGUAAAGUGCUUAGAUUAGCCGACAACAGGUUGUGCAAAAGUUUGCAAUCGCACAGGGGUAGAUUAACACUUUAACAGACCAACAUAUGACAUUGUACGAAUAAUAUGCAAGAUAAAAUGUUGUCCAGUUAAACAAUGUAGGGGUCCUGGUGUGCUAAUCCACCCCGUGUUUACACAACAUGCUGUUGCCCAAUGGUCACCAUGUGGAGGUUCUCAGUCUUGUCCACCACAAAUGUUUAAUGUUUAGCAAAGUCUGUAAUAAUUUCAAAUGCAAAUUUUCAAAAAGAGUAAUGAGACCAGCUUUCAGGCAAGCAUACAAGUAAGUUCCAUCUGUAUUAAUACAUGUACUGUACAGGAUAUUUGGAUCCACCGAUCCAAUAUGAAAACCAGACUUGUCGCAAAAGCAAUUGCAAAUACACCACAAUCUGAAUCAUUUGACUGUUGCUGUAUUCGAGAGAUUUUGCAUGUUACGACAAAGGAAUCUCAUGAAUAAUUACUUUUUCUGCCUCGCUGUUUUGGUUUUAGUUCCGAAUUGCUGGCCGCCAUGUUGGAACUUCACUCCACCAACAUGGCGGCGUAUAAAAUUAAUUUAUGCCGUGACGUCAUGUGAAAACACACUAUAGACACAUUUGCCUAAAGUUUGUUUAUAGUCAUCUAAUUCACAACUUUAGAUAACUUGACUAUUGCUCUAGUUUAUAGAAGCAUAAAAUAAAACACAUGUAUUAUCUACAUUAAUAAAUACUAAUUCUCAGUAUAAAUAAUUCGCCAUGUCGCGAUGGCAACAGUGAUAUUGUCAAAACCGAGUUCUAAAUGUUCCACUAUGUUGUAUAUUUCCUCCAAGUUGAAAGGAAUGCACGAUCUGCAUUAUUAGGCGUGUAUACUGCGAAGAUGUUGGACAAAUAGGCACAACUGUAGGGAGCAUCUUUAACUGGUUCCUGGUUUAGUGUUUUAAAUUAUUUGUUUCCUAAUAAUUGCCACUUAAAAAAAGCCUCUGAAUUUGAUACAUGUCUCCUCAUUAAGUACCAAACAACAGAUUAGCGUAUGUACAAAAAGGGGCAGAAAGGGUGUGAUAUAUUCCAGGAAUUUACCGCACGUACUAUAUAGGUGCCUACUUCAAGCUUUUCGGCAGUCACCUUUCUGAAAAAAUAAUUACAUUCCCUACUCCUGUCACCUUUAGUAAACAAAUCUGAUAAACGAUCUCUUGAGAUGACGUUUUCCUUUCACAGGUGAUGGAACUGGGGGAAGUAUAACAAGCGAAAUAUGCUGCGAGGUGAUGUAUAUGUACAAACUUUCUUACAUGUACUUGUAUACUUUAACUUAUUAUUUAAACUAAGUCUAACCCGUCCAUGCAUCUUUGCUGCUGCUCCCUGAUCAAACAUGGUUCAUACGGUGGCACCUAAUUUUUUGUCACCCAUAACCGUUCUUGCCUUAUUCUGAAUCUAAACCUGAUACUCAAGAUUCCAUUUUGUAACACCAUGCACUACGAAUCAGAAUUCUCACUUCAACAGGAUAGUAAAAUAAUGGAACAGUGUUUGCAAAGUAGCUCAUCCGAAUCUUUCUCCGGUGUCAAGACAUUUAAAUGCAACUUUAUUAUUCUUAUUCCUUGUAAUUUGUACUGUACUACAGUAGAUGUAAAUCUGUUAUGAACUUGGUCAAAUGGUCAAUAUCGCGUGAUUGUCCUUGUCACAGGAGUUGACUGUAGUAUACUGUGAUUCGUUUUAGUGUAGGAAAACAAGCAACACAAACAGCGUGGUCGAGUUACAACACAAUCCUUUUAUUCCCGUACAGCAUUAUGGGAUAUGCAUAAAUUAUACUAAUAUGAACCUUAAUAUAUUACAUUGACGAUCUCAUUGUAUGAAUUGUUGUUAGUUUUCAAAAUGUUAACUGUUUAUUCUAUAUGUUGUGUACGUAUUUUGUUGGAAAGGUGUCUUGCAUGGGUAUAGUGUAUUAUGCCCUGUUCGCACCUCUUCCAUUUGGAUACAUUCUUAUGUGUAUGUUGUAUUUGUCCUAAAUUUUCAAAGCUGCAUGUUCGUUUUCCCAAUACAAUUAUAUUAGUUAUUUAACCUUGCAAGCUCUUGAGUUCACGUUUGAGCUAUAUUUUCUUUGCCAAUUCGGCACACACCUUAAUAUGCGACACUUGUUUAAAUUGAACUCCUUAUCAAAGCAAUCUUGUGAUGGUUUUGCUGUGCCUGUAAUUACUAUAUACCUUUGAGUUAUGACAUUUCGUGUAUACAUUUCUUGAUAAGAUUGUUAUUAUUCCUGUAGGCUAUCAUAAAUUGCUGUAAUAUGCUGAAGGAAAGAAUCUCGCCGAUUGCAAAAGAUAUGCCACAGGCAACAUGGGCGGAAAUUAUUGACAAAUGUUAUGGACUUGGUGUUGACUUGUCUGCAAAAUACAU
Messenger RNA from Paramuricea clavata, 11107 nucleotides. NCBI's taxonomy places the organism in Eukaryota, Metazoa, Cnidaria, Anthozoa, Malacalcyonacea, Plexauridae. The record is from the annotation of a GenBank genome assembly.